AUGCACUUCACCAAGGCCACCAUCGUCGCCGUUGCGGCCCUCAUGGCACAGGGCUUCGCCAUGCCCCUCGACGCCCGCAGCGAGAGCUGCACCGACGUUAUGACCCAGUGCAAGGCUCAGCCCGACCCCAACAUGGCCUCCUGCGCCAGCGAGGCCGCCGGCUGCUGCGACAAGAAGGACAACGCUUGCCGCACCGCCCCGAACGCCAACAUGGCCAGCUGCUCAGCUGAGAAAUCGAGCUGUUACGCUGCUGCCAACCUUCCCGACCCGUAUGGCUCCCAGAAGCGCGCCUCGCCUAAGGAUGCCUGCGACGAUGCCGACAACAAGUGCCGCACUGCCCCUGGCGCGAACAUGGCAAGCUGCUCGGGUGAAAAAUCGAGCUGUUAUGCUGCUGCCGGCCUUCCCGACCCGUAUGGCUCCCAGAAGCGCGGCACCCCCAAGGAUGCCUGUGACGACGCCGACAACAAGUGCCGCACCGCUCCCGGUGCGAACCAGGCUUCUUGCUCGGGUGAAAAAUCGAGCUGUUACGCUGCUGCCGGCCUCCCCGACCCGUAUGGCUCCCAGAAGCGCGGCACCCCCAAGGAUGCCUGUGACGACGCCGACAACAAGUGCCGCACCGCUCCCGGUGCGAACCAGGCUUCUUGCUCGGGUGAAAAAUCGAGCUGUUACGCUGCUGCCGGCCUCCCCGACCCCUACGGCUCCCAGAAGCGCGGCUCGGCCAAGGACGCCUGUGACGACGCCGACAACAAGUGCCGCACCGCCCCUGGUGCUAGCAUGGCUGAUUGCUCGGCUGAAAAAUCGAGCUGUUACACUGCUGCCGGUCUCCCCAACCCCUACGGCAAGCGUGCGUCCGCCAAGGAUGCUUGCGACGAGAAGGACAACAAGUGCCGCACCGCUCCUGGUGCCAGCAUGGCCGACUGCAGCGCGAGCAAGGCGAAGUGUUAUACCGACGCUGGUCUCCCCAACCCGUAUGGCAAGCGCGCCUCCCCCAAGGAUGCCUGCGAUGAUGCCGACAACAAGUGCCGCACUGCCCCUGGUGCUUCUAUGGCCGAUUGCAGUGCGAGCAAGGCGAAGUGUUACACCGACGCUGGUCUCCCCAACCCCUACGGCAAGCGCGCCUCGGCCAAGGAUACCUGUGACGAGAAGGACAACAAGUGCCGCACUGCCCCUGGUGCUUCUAUGGCCGAUUGCAGUGCGAGCAAGGCGAAGUGUUACACCGACGCCGGUCUCCCCAACCCCUACGGCAACUAA
Messenger RNA from Diplodia corticola, 1251 nucleotides. Its product is annotated as cell wall glyco protein. The record is from RefSeq and is a predicted model, not a curated record. Bases 1 to 1251 code for a protein of 416 amino acids. The transcript has a single exon. Lineage: Eukaryota; Fungi; Ascomycota; Dothideomycetes; Botryosphaeriales; Botryosphaeriaceae.